AUGUUUAAGGAACACUGGAUCACUCCUCGGAACAUCAGUGCCGUGCGGCCAAUGCAUCCCACCUCUGUCCAAGGAGUUGAAGACAUGAUAUGCCUCGGAGACCUCAAUGAAGCUGGCAUGGUGCGCAAUCUCCUUUUUCGCUAUAAGGAGCAUAAAAUCUAUACCUAUACAGGCUCUAUCUUAGUAGCAGUGAAUCCAUACCAAGAGUUACCAUUGUAUACUAUGGAACAAAUCAGACUCUACUGUAAUAAAAGGAUUGGGGAAUUGCCUCCUCAUGUCUUUGCCAUCGCUGACAACUGUUAUUUCAACAUGAAGAGAAAUAAGAGAGAUCAGUGCUGUGUCAUCAGUGGAGAAUCUGGAGCUGGGAAGACUGAAAGCACAAAGCUGAUAUUGCAGUUUUUGGCUUCUGUCAGUGGUCAACAUUCUUGGAUUGAGCAGCAGAUUCUAGAGGCCAAUCCCAUUCUAGAAGCUUUUGGAAAUGCCAAGACAAUUAGAAAUGACAAUUCAAGCCGCUUUGGAAAAUAUCUUGAAAUUCACUUCACUCAAAAUGGGGUGAUUGAAGGAGCCAGGAUAGAACAAUUCCUUCUUGAGAAGUCACGGGUUUGUCGCCAGGCUCCAGAGGAAAGGAACUAUCAUAUCUUCUAUUGCAUGUUAAUGGGGAUGAAUCCAGAACAGAAAAAGAAGCUGAAUCUGGGCACAGCUUCUGAGUACACCUAUCUCACUAUGGGUGACUGUACUUCCUGUGAAGGCCGUAAUGAUGCCAAGGAAUAUGCUCAUAUCUGCUCUGCUAUGAAGAUCCUCAUGUUCUCUGGUUCUGAGCACUGGGAAAUAAGCAAACUGCUGGCAGCUGUUUUGCACCUGGGGAAUAUAGAGUUUGAAGCUGCUGUGUAUGAUAAUUUGGACUGUUCUGCUGUGCUUGAUUCUGCACACUUUUCCAUUGCAACCAAAUUAUUUGAGGUGGCUUCUAGGGAACUCCACAAUAGUCUUACAAAUCAUUCCAUCAUCAUUCGAGGGGAAAGUGUUUCCAUGCCCUUAAAUGUUGCCCAAGCUGCUGAUGUGAGAGAUGCCUUUGUGAAGGGGAUUUAUGGAUACCUCUUCUUGUGGAUAGUGAAUAAGAUCAAUGCUGCAAUCUACAAGCCACCCUCACAAGACAACAAGAAAAUCUGCAGGUCCAUUGGACUACUAGACAUUUUUGGCUUUGAAAAUUUUAAUACCAACAGUUUUGAACAGCUGUGUAUCAACUUUGCCAAUGAGCAUCUCCAGCAGUUCUUUGUACAACAUGUCUUCAAGUUGGAGCAGGAAGAAUAUUUGGCUGAGCACAUAUCCUGGAACCACAUUGAUUUCACUGAUAACUAUACAGCCUUAGAAGUGAUUGCACUCAAACCCAUGAAUAUUCUGUCACUCAUUGAUGAGGAAAGCAGGUUCCCUAAGGGCACUGACACUACCAUGUUAAACAAAAUUAACUCUCAUCAUGGCAGAAGCAAAAUCUAUAUUGCACCUAAAAAUGUCCACGACACAGUCUUUGGAAUCAGUCACUUUGCUGGUAUUGUUUAUUAUCAGUCUAAAGGAUUUCUUGAAAAAAAUCGUGACAUGCUUAGUUCUGAUGUAAUGCAAUUGGUUCAUUCAUCCAGAAACAAAUUCCUCAGGCAAAUCUUCCAGGUAGAUGCAGCAGCGAAUGUUGCUUCCUUUGGGCGUGGCAGCAUCAGGCACCUUGGAGUUGAUCCCACCUUCAAGGGAGCAGAUACUAUCAAACGCCUUUCUACAUUAGGAGGUCAGUUCAAACAAUCCCUGGAGCAGCUAAUGAAAAUCUUGAGUAUGUGCCAGCCAUAUUUUAUUCGCUGUCUCAAGCCCAAUGACCACAAGAAGCCAAUGUUGUUUGAUCGAGAACUCUGCAUCCGACAGUUGCGCUAUUCUGGGAUGAUGGAAACCAUUCGCAUUAGGAAGGCUGGUUAUCCAAUUCGUUACAGUUUUGCUGAGUUUUUUGAGAGAUAUCGAGUCCUGCAGCCAGUAUCUGCUCAAGAAAAGGUAAAGAAUGAUGCUUGCCAGUGCUGUAUUUACAUAUGUGAGACAGUGAUGGGAAAAGACAAUGAAUGGAAAAUUGGAAAAAGCAAAGUUUUCCUGAAAGACUAUCAUGACACAGUACUAGAGGUGCAACGAGACAGAGCACUCACAGAGAAAGCAAUUCUUAUUCAGAAAGUGCUAAGAGGAUUCAAAGACAGGAAACAGUUUCUGAAGCAGAGGCACUGUGCUGUGGUUAUUCAGACAGCCUGGAGGGGCUAUUACUGUCGGAAGAACUUCAAGAUGAUCAUGCUGGGGUUUGAGCGCCUUCAAGCUGUUUUCCGGAGUAGACAACUUGCCAAACAGUACGAAACAGCCCGGGCAAGUGUGAUUAAGUUCCAAGCCUUGUGUAGAGGUUACCUGAUGCGUCAGAAAAAAGCUGAACAGCUGAAAGCUGUAUGUGUCAUUCAGGCUUAUGCCAGAGGAAUGUUCGCCCGUAGGAGUUUCCAAAGAAUGAAGAUAGAGCAGCAAAGCCUACUUGGAGGCAGAAAGCUACAUUUGGAGGACAAAAAGCAUCUCAUUCUAAUACCUGGAGCCAGGAAAGUAAAGGAAGAAAUAAGAAGGGUUUUCAAGGAGUGCCGAAAAGCUGUGAAGCCUGAAAAAGUCUCUGACAAGGAAAAAAAACAGGAUGCUGGUGACAGCAUACACCAUGCACUAUAUGAUGUUAUCAGUGACCAGGAAAUGGUGGACAGAGUGUUUGGUUUCUUGCCUUCUUUAAUUGGAGGCCAAGAAGGACAAGCUCCCAUGGGCUUUGAGGACUUGGAGACAAAAAUACCCAAGCUGAAUGAGGUGGACCUGGAUGCAGUCCCGAUGACCAUGGAGUUGGAGGAAGAGGAGUCCGAUAACCUAGGAGAGUACACAUUCCCCAAAUUUGCAACCACUUACUUCCAGGGAUCCUCUACACACACACACAUUCGGCGAACAGUGCGCCACCCACUGCUCUACCAUGAUGAGAAGGAUGAUGUUCUGGCAUCUCUAGCUGUUUGGACUGUCAUCUUGCAAUUCAUGGGUGAUUUACCAGAACCAACAAAGAACAUCAACAGCAAGAGCAGUUCUGAGGUGACUCAGAUCUAUGACAGCCAUAGCAACAAAAGCCAUCUUCCACCCACUAUCAACACCAGUCCCGAUCUGAGAGACAACAGGAAGGAUAACAAGCUCUCCAAGGUAACUUCCUCUGUGAAGCUAAAACUCAAUUCCAAGAUAACUGGAAAGGUGGCAAGCCACUUUGCCAAUGGGGAAGAAAUACUUCGAGAAGAGAGCACUGCAUCUGAGAGAUCUAUGUCUAACCUUGAAAAGGUGCACUUCAUUAUUGGCAAUGCUAUCCUGCGUCCUGCCAUCAGGGAUGAAAUUUACUGCCAGAUCUGCAAGCAGCUUACUGAGAAUAACAAUAAAACCAGCUAUCUAAGAGGCUGGAUACUGCUGUCUCUCUGUCUUGGUUCUUUCCCUCCUUCAGAAAAAUUUGUGAAGUUCCUGUUGAAUUUCAUCCGAAGUGGACCAUUAUUGUAUGCAGCAUAUUGUGCUGAAAGGCUGAAGCGCACAUAUAUCAACGGAGCACGGUCUGAGCCACCUAGUUGGCUGGAGCUUCAGGCAACAAAGAGUAAGAUGCCCAUCAUCCUCAGUGUUACCCUGAUGAAUGGAAGCAGCAUCACAGUCUCUGCAGAUUCAGCCUCUACUGCAAAGGAGAUCUGUCAAAUGAUCGCUGAUAAAAUGAAGCUCAAGGACACCUUCGGGUUCUCCCUCUACAUUGCUUUGUAUGACAAGGUUUGGUCACUAGGCAGCGGACGAGAUCACAUCAUGGAUGCCAUUUCCCAGUGUGAACAACUGGAAAGGGAGAAGGGCAGCCAUGAGCGCUAUACUCCCUGGCGUCUUUACUUUAGGAAAGAGAUCUUCUCUCCUUGGCACAACUCUAAAGAAGAUCCAGUCAGUACUGAGCUCAUCUAUCAUCAAAUCAUACGUGGGAUCCGGUUUGGAGAAUAUCGUUGUGAGAAGGUGGAAGACUUGGUGGAGAUAGGAGCCAAGUAUUGCUAUGUCAAGUUUGGAGAAUCAAUCCAGAAUGACUUGGUUCGGAACAUACUACAGGAGUGUAUCCCAGCAAAGCUACUGAGGUCCAAACCCCAGGAGAAGUGGGUGAGUCUCAUCACAUAUGCUCAUGCCAAGGCCCUGUACACGCAGGACAGGCAUUCACCUCAGAGUGUGAAGGAACAGCUGGUGGAUUUUGCCCGGUUUCAGUGGCCCCUACUCUUUUCUAGGUUCUUUGAAGUUACCAAAUUUUCAGGGCCCAGCCUGCCGAAGAACCAUUUCAUAGUGGCAAUUAACUGGAAAGGUAUUUGCUUUCUAGAUGAUUCAGAAAAGAGACUUCUAGAUCUUUCUUUCCCAGAAAUUACUGGCAUUCAUACCAGCAGGGCAGUAAAGACAUUUGGGCAAAGCUGUACUCUUACCACACUGCGUUCAGAAGAAUUUGUCUUGACAUCAGUCAACAGUGUUGUCAUUGCAGAACUAGUGGUCAUGUUUCUGGAAGGAUUGAAGAAGAGAUCACAAUAUGCUAUAGCAGUGCAGGAGAGCAGGCAGCAAGAGGACUUAACAAUCCUGGCUUUUAAAAAGGGGGAUUUGCUUAUUCUAAACCAAGAAAGAGGACUAGACGAAAGUCAAGACUGGGUCCAUGCUCAAAAUGAACGAACCAACAAAUCUGGGCUUGUCUCAGAAGAGUCUAUCUACAUCAUCCCUUCUGUUACAAAACCUUCUAGUCAAAUACUGAGUUUACUGAUGAUGUCACCUGAACAACGGCGAUUGGCAUCAUUAAACUCUCGCACUGAGGAGCCUGAGGAAGAGGAAUUGAAGGUGAAACCAUAUACUCUUGAGGAAUUCUCUUAUGAGCACUUCAGGGUUCCUGAGAAGGAAUCUGUCAGCAGGGCUGUCUUAUAUAAGUCCCGUGGACGGAGUCCCCUGUGGGCUCACUCUCGGGAGCCUCUGAAACAGCCUUUACUGAAGAAGGUAUACAUUAAUCCAGAUCUUUGGGAUUCUGCUUGCCAGACAUUCAUUGCUAUCAUGAAAUACAUGGGAGAUUACCCUUCGAAGCAAGAGAAAUCUCCUGUGGAGCUCACUGACCAGAUAUUUGUAGUGGCUAUUCAGGAGGAAGUUUUGCGUGAUGAGAUCUACUGUCAGAUCAUGAAGCAGCUCACAGAGAACAGCAACAGGUACAGCAUGAACAACGGCUGGCAGUUACUCUGGCUCUGCACAGGCCUUUUCCCUCCUAGUAAAUCUCUCCUGAAACAUGCUCAGAAGUUCAUAGAGACUCGUUUGAAGGAGAACCUGGCUUUAGAUUGCAGACGUAGAAUCCAGAGGGUGAUGAGGAGUGGUUCUCGGAAGUGGGCCCCCCACAGUGUGGAAGUGGAGGCAAUCCAGAAGAACAUCACAAAGAUGUUGCACAAGGUUUACUUUCCAAAUGAUACAGAGCAGGUAUUUGAACUAGGGACACACACAAAAGUAAGGACACUGUGUCAGACAAUUGCCUCCAAGCUGGAACUGAAUUCCUGGGAAGGAUUCAGCCUCUUUGUCAAGAUAGCAGACAAGGUGAUCAGUCAGAAUGAAGCUGAUUACUUUUUUGACUCCUUGAGACAAGUGACAGACUGGAUGAGGAAGAACAAGCCUGGCAAAGAGGUGGUUCCUGUGACUGUGAAUUACCAGGUAUAUUUCAUGAGAAAAUUAUGGCUAAAUGUGACUCCUGGGAAAGACCUGAAGGCUGACUGCAUCUUUCAUUAUCACCAGGAACUGCCCAAGUAUCUAAGAGGCUAUCAUAAGUGCUCAAAAGAGGAUGCAAUCCAGCUAGGUGGUCUGAUAUUCAAAAUUCACUUUAAGAAUUCUCAAAUGCAGGCGAUAAUCCCCAAAAUGUUGAAGGAACUAGUGCCUGAGAACAUGAUCCGAACAACAUCUCCAGAGGAAUGGAAAAGGAGCAUUAUUUCUGCCUGCGUUAAACAUGAACAGGAAACUGAGGAAGAGGCCAAAAUUGCCUUCUUGAAGUACAUCUGUCAUUGGCCAACAUUUGGCUCAGCCUUCUUUGAAGUGAAGCAAACCUCAGAACCAGGUUUUCCAGACAUUGUCUUGAUUGCUAUCAACAAGCAAGGAGUAUCUUUAAUACAUCCAAAGACUAAGGAGAUCUUGACAGUUCACCCCUUCAAUAAAAUCUCCAACUGGAGCAGUGGCAGCACAUAUUUCCAUAUGACCAUAGGGAACCUGAUACGAGGUAGUCGGCUUCUUUGUGAAACAUCAUUGGGAUACAAAAUGGAUGACUUGUUGACAUCAUAUGUACACCUGUUAAUGAAUGCUGUUAACAAACAGAAAAAUUUCAGUGUUCCUGCCUGAGAAUGACAGUGACAACAGUUUCUCUUUCACAGCUUUGCCAAAUUACCAGUCAUAGCCUAGAAGAAAUAAGUUUGCAUCUGUCAGCUCUAAUGGCAUAUUAUGCUGCUGAAGCAGCACAGCCUCGUGUGUAUUUAUGCUGACUGCACAGUGUAAUCACUCUUGGCUUGAUGUACCAAUUCAAGGAUUUCAACAUAGCUGGCUUGUAUUCCAAAGCAGCCUCUUGGAGUGAGGGGGGUUCAAUAAUGGUAUUCUCCAUUCCUGGAUGACAGCCUAUUGUGGUUCAUCUGUCUCCUACAAAAUGUACAGUGUUUUCCCUUCCUGUAUUUUAUCCUAACAUAAACUCCAUG
Heteronotia binoei (common prickly gecko) is the source of this 6764-nucleotide messenger RNA. It is a transcript of the gene MYO7B, whose product is annotated as myosin VIIB. The record is from RefSeq and is a predicted model, not a curated record. Gene Ontology annotation, molecular function: ATP binding; cytoskeletal motor activity; protein binding. NCBI's taxonomy places the organism in Eukaryota, Metazoa, Chordata, Lepidosauria, Squamata, Gekkonidae. The transcript has 47 exons. The coding region runs from base 1 to 6417 and encodes 2138 amino acids. Gene Ontology annotation, cellular component: cytoskeleton; myosin complex.